This is a messenger RNA of Boleophthalmus pectinirostris (great blue-spotted mudskipper), 3858 nucleotides long. RefSeq names its product transcription factor E2F3. The transcript has 8 exons. Gene Ontology annotation, biological process: regulation of transcription by RNA polymerase II. NCBI's taxonomy places the organism in Eukaryota, Metazoa, Chordata, Actinopteri, Gobiiformes, Gobiidae. Gene Ontology annotation, cellular component: RNA polymerase II transcription regulator complex. Gene Ontology annotation, molecular function: protein dimerization activity; RNA polymerase II cis-regulatory region sequence-specific DNA binding; DNA-binding transcription factor activity, RNA polymerase II-specific. The record is from RefSeq and is a predicted model, not a curated record. The coding region runs from base 247 to 1554 and encodes 435 amino acids.
UCCCUUCAUUCAUCAGGCCGUUUCCUGAAGCCAUUUCUAGACGGGCGAAACGAGAGUUGCGCUACUUUUUAAUCCGCUGCAUCUGCCUAAAUGCACUUUUAUAGGAAAAAAUACUUUACAGUAGUCGAUAAAUCAGACUUUGAAGUGUACUUUGGUCUGAUUAUUUUUUUAAUUUUCGCCACGGAUUAGUAGAAAUACGGUCUUAAAAGUACAGGGACGAGAAAGAGGUUACCCCGAAUACGCAAGAUGAGAAGAGGGAUCUCCUCGGCUCCGGAUAAAGUGAUUUUAGCGGGGGUUGGGGGCUCUCAUUUGGACAACAAUAUAAUUUUAACAACUUUAGCGGAUCGUUUGAAUCCUGGACAAUCAAAUGCAACUUAUAUUCAAAUAAUUACGACCCCACCGCCUUGCAACGGCACACAGACAUCAAAUGUGUGUUUAUCCGAACCUCAGAUAAACAACCUCUAUACAACUCCACAACAAGCUGCAAACGGGACAGGACAACGGCCUACUCUCGGAAGACCACCGGCUAAAAGACGACUUGCCUUAGAUGACUCGGAUCACCAAUACCAGACGGAUGUAGUCAGAACGCCAAGAGGCAGAGGAGCGUCGGCCUCCAAUGGAGCAGGCCUAAAGACACCCAGAACACCAAAGUCGCCACCAGAGAAGACGCGGUAUGACACAUCCCUUGGCUUAUUAACAAAAAAGUUUGUAGAUCUGUUGGCUCAGUCUUCCGAUGGCGUGCUGGACCUUAACAUUGCUGCUGAAACAUUGCAGGUCCAGAAAAGGCGUCUGUAUGACAUCACUAAUGUAUUGGAGGGUAUUCACCUCAUCAAGAAGAAAUCCAAAAAUAACAUUCAGUGGAUGGGGUGCAGCCUGCUGGAGGUAGAAGGAGCACUGAGCCAAAGACAGAUCCUGACUGCAGAAGUCUCUGCACUAGCAGAAGAAGAACAAAGACUUGAACAGCUGAUCCAGAGGUGCUCUCUGGACAUGAGACACAUGAGUGAAUUGCCAAGUAACCAGAAAUAUGCAUAUGUAACAUAUCAAGACAUCAAGGAGAUAGGAAGUCUCAAGGACCAGACGGUCAUUGUUGUCAAAGCUCCUACAGAUACCAAACUGGAAGUGCCAGAUCCAGAUGAGAGUUUAUCUAUCCAUCUGACAAGCACCAAGGGUCCCAUUGAUGUGCUGCUAUGUCCAGAUGAGGAGAUGGAUCCCCGAAGCCCUGUCAAAAGCUGCAACAUGGACAUUAAUGGGAAUUCACCUUUUCUUAAAGUCCUUCAGGAUUCAAACUCGACUUCCAGCUCCUCUUUGGCUCCACCUUCUGCCUCGGCUGUUUCUGUCACCACUCUGUCCCCCAUCUCGUCGCCAUACACCAGUCUGCUCCAGCAGACAGAAGACCAGAUCCCCUCUGCCCUAGGACCAUUUCUAAAUCUUGGACCACCACUGGACCAGGAUGACUACUUGUUAGGUUUGGGAGAUGACCAGGGAAUUAGUGACUUGUUUGAUGACUUUGAUAGGAUGCCUUCUCUUGUUCUAGAUGAUCUUUUGUGUAGCUAGCGUUUGCUUAAAAGUUUUACAAGUGCAUGUUGACUGCAGUCUGUAGUCACCUGAAAGAACUUGUCACAUUUAUCAAAACAAUUGCUCAAAUGGGUAUCUCAGGCUAAGGGUACAUGAAUAAUAUAACAGCAAAAGUCAAUACGUUUUUACACUGAAAAUGUCAAAGUUAAACACCACAGCCACAUGUCUAAAGUGUAUUUUGUAAAAAAUAUGUGGCAUCUGUGAUGUGGUACUGUGUGAUGCCAGUUAAGUUUGAGUUUUAUCACCAAUGAUUUUGAUGAUUGAAGGUAAUGAUGCUCUGUCAACACUUAAAUUUGAUACAUUUUUAAAAACACAAACACUCAUAAAUUCCAUCGGAAGGGCCACUGUGUCAACGGUACCAUAAUAGUUUUACUGUCUACUACAAACAAGAAAUAUUCUAAGUCAUCAAAGGGAUGGUUUCUCAAAUUCAUGUGGAAACAAAAUGCAACAUUUUGGUUACGGUUUUCUAAAUUGGAUUUACAUUGUACCCUUUUACAAUUUAAAUUCCAAUGAAUGGUCAGAUGAUUGCAUGCAUAUCUAUCACUGAAAAUCAGACAAGGGAUUUUGCCAUUAGAUUUUUUUUGAUGCCAUUUAUGAAAUGAAAAGGAUUUUAAAAAGGUACCAGUAGCACCCUUUAGAUAUGCCAUGAUAAUUUCUGACCUAAACACUUGCUGUUGUAUAGUGCCCCAUUCUUUUAAUCACCGUUUGCUGUCAAUUUCAUGUUGCUUGUGCUAUGAAUUACACUGCGGUAUGAAAUGUGUUGAUUUUGAUGCACCUUACCCACUGUGUAGAAGUGAAAAUACAGGAUGCCUGUUAAUUUUAACUCCACUGCAAAACUGUUGUCAGCAUUUGCCUCCCAAUGUUUAAAAAUUGAACAUGUGCACAUGGAAAAAUGUUCUUAUGUGGUAAAUAAUCCAGUGUUUUAACUGCCUGGUAAAUGACAUUUGCUGUAAGCAUAAGAAUCUUGACCCCUAGAAUCUGCCCCUAGAGGGCACAGUGCUGCUGGAUAACUUAACCCAACCCUUAAUGAUGUGUGUUUUAAGCGUGAGAGAUUUCUCAAGGAGCCUAGCCUGCCCUUGUUGGCUGGUUAUGUGAAAAUGUACAGUUUGCUAAUUUUUCAGUGCACAAGGUACUAUAGGCUACCUCUAACUACAUUAGUGCUAGGCAUAGAGGGACAUGGCAGAUGAGUUCUUGAACUGUUGGUCACACAUAGUUGAUCAGGAAUUGUAGAUGUUUUGUGUUCUUAAACGCCUUUAAAUGUUUUCGUAUGUUUUGAAAUUCAAAAUCAGUUUUCUCAUGUAAAAAGUUAACUAUUCUGUAUAACAUUUUCACCAAAAUAAUUAUUAUCCAACAGUCUUCCAGUGGUCAGUAAGUCUAUCAAAUCCUAUUUUACACCUAUUUUACAACUAACACAGGGUUUCUGACUUGAUGUGUCGGGAGCUUUUACUUGUGACACUAUGUGUUAAAGUUUCUUUCCUUUUCUCUCCCAAGUGCACUAAUUUUGGUGUACUGUCAAAGAUGACAGAAAUUAUACCACUGAAUGGUGACUAGAAUGAAAACUUAUUCAAAGAUUUUUUACUGCAGGCGUAUUUAUAACGGUUAUGUUUUGUAUUUAUAAAAAAAAAAACACGUUUAGUAUUCCCCAUUGAACUAACCACAAAUGCUAUUUUGUAAAACAAUUUCCUUAAAUGUUUUCUUUGACCGAACAGAAUCUGUUCAGAAUAUUUUAUCUUGUUUUGACUGUAAUUUCUGGAGAGAUUAUACCUUUCCAAAUGUUAAUAAUGCAAUGUUAAUGUUUUAUUGUAGCGCAGGUGCCUAUGCCAGCCAUAGUCUGACAGAGUCUGAAAAUGUAAUGAAUGACUGUAGUUCCUGAUCUUCAAAUCUAAUUCUGGCAUUUGGUUCAAUAAUGAUGAAUGUGUUGUAUAUCAAGUAAAUUGCUGAAUAAUAUCUGGCAUUUUCCCUAUAUUUCUGAGCUGUUACCAAAUACCAUGACAUGCAUCUCCUACGUAACUGCUUAUUUGAAAUGUAAAGUUAAUAGGAUCUUAUUGCAAAUUUGUGACAAUUUUAAUGUUGCUAUCUUGAAACAUUUGUCACAAUCUAAUUGCAAAUUGAGUGCACGAGUGAGUCAAUGUGUAAAGGGUAAACUAAUUGUGUGUUAAUUCAAAUGUGUUUAAACAUCUGUCAAUAUGUAUUUCAAUUUAUUUUGGAGUACGGGUGGGAAAAACACUUUUGUAUACUUAGCUGUUUGUAAUGGUAAUUUUGAAUAAAGACUCUGCAAGUUAA